Quercus lobata is the source of this 2125-nucleotide messenger RNA. RefSeq names its product fatty acyl-CoA reductase 2-like. The transcript has 8 exons. The record is from RefSeq and is a predicted model, not a curated record. Lineage: Eukaryota; Viridiplantae; Streptophyta; Magnoliopsida; Fagales; Fagaceae. Gene Ontology annotation, molecular function: alcohol-forming very long-chain fatty acyl-CoA reductase (NADP+) activity. Bases 101 to 1678 code for a protein of 525 amino acids. Gene Ontology annotation, cellular component: intracellular membrane-bounded organelle. Gene Ontology annotation, biological process: long-chain fatty-acyl-CoA metabolic process; suberin biosynthetic process.
UCCUAAUAUUGUUUUAAAUCAGUAAUGAUUUUUUUCCAAAGUUCCACUUCCAUGUACACAGCAUUUAUGCCGUAUAAAUCCAAUUCUCUUACCCGUAGUCAUGCAGUUAAUCUUAGCUCAACCCGUCCUUCUCCACACUAGCACAAACAACCACCAUUACUGGUAUCACUACAAUAGUACCACAACUUCUGGAAGAACUUUUAACGUUGUCUGUUGCUUAAAAAAAGAAAAUGUUGGAGACUAUACAAGUCUCUCUUCUAUUCAUUCUAAAGAAAUAAUAUCCACGGAUAUGGAUAUGGUGGUUAAGAGCCACAAAAGAACCAUCUCUAGCACCACUAACAUGCCUCUCACGAAGCCAUGCGAUGACAUUGGCAUUGUUAGUUAUCUUCGAGGCAAGAACUAUCUUAUCGCAGGUGCUACUGGAUUUCUAGCCAAAGCUUUUAUUGAGAAGAUAUUACGCACAGUGCCUGACGUGGGGAAAAUCUUUCUCUUGAUUAAGGCAAAGGAUAAGAAAGCUGCAAUUGACAGACUCAAAAUUGAAAUUUUAGACUCAGAACUUUUCAAGUGCUUGGAACAAAUGUAUGGGGAAUCCUUUGAGGAUUUCAUGAUAAGGAAGCUGGUCCCAGUAGUUGGGAAUGUUUGUGAAUCCAAUCUAGGGAUGGAUCCCUGUACAGCUAAUGAGAUCGCAAAAAAAGUUGAUGUGAUCAUAAAUUCAGCCGCCAAUACAACUUUUGAUGAAAGGUAUGAUGUUGCUCUCAACACAAACACAAGAGGACCUUCUCGGCUCUUAGGUUUUGCAAAGAGGUGCAAGAAACUUGACCUUUUCUUGCAUAUAUCAACCGCAUAUGUCAAUGGGGAGAGACAAGGAUUAAUUAUGGAAAAACCUUUCCACAUGGGACAGACAAUAGCAGAGAGAAGUGCCACCUCAAAAACCCCACCAGUAUCUAUCCCAGUACUGGAUAUUAUUGCUGAAAUAGAGUUGGCUUCAGAUUUGAAAUUAUGUGCGCAUGAAAAUGAUGUUGCUCAAAAGAUGAAAGAAUUGGGUCUGCAAAGGGCAAAAACCUUCGGAUGGCAAGACACUUACGUGUUCACUAAGGCCAUGGGUGAGAUGCUAGUAAAUAGCCAGAGAGGAAAUAUUCCAGUAGUCAUCAUUCGCCCUACUAUCGUUGAGAGUACCUAUAAAGAGCCUUGCCUUGGAUGGAUACAAGGAAACAGAAUGCUAAAUUUGGUGAUCAUAUCUUAUGAUAAAGGCCAGCUCACAGGAUUUAUUGGAGACUCAAAAACAAUUAUAGAAAUGGUUCCUAUUGACAUGGUUGUCAACGCGUCCAUAGCAGCCAUAGCAAAACAUGGGAUUGCUGCGAAACCAGGGUUAAAUGUCUACCAUGUUGGGUCAUCUACUGUAAACCCGAUUACGUUUAAGGAUUUAGUCAAGUUUUGUUACGACCACUUCACUAGUUCUCCGUUGAUGGACUCAAAAGGAAAGAACAUCCACAUCACUGAAUUUAAGUAUUUUAGCUCAAUGGACAGUUUUUCCUCUUACAUUUCUGAUGAAUUAGCUCAAAGAAGUGCACUAACGGAUGCAACCGUUUUAGACACUAAGCUGCGAGGUCAGCUGGAAAUGAAAUCCAAGAAGAAAGCGGAGCUUAUUCUUCACAUGGCUCAGUUAUAUUGGCUCUAGAAACGGCUUUGAAGGUGGUCUCUCAAGCACAGUAGGUAGGGUGCCCCAGCUCGUUUGAGUGAGGGAGAGAAGCGGAUGGAUUAAGAAAAGAGUGAGGGGUGAGAAAGGAGAGGGCAAAUCAAAUGUAGAAUUGAUUGUUAUAUAUUUAUCUUGAAUCAGGGUAAAAUUAAUUAAAGCUUGUAGUACUCUUUACAAGUCCAACGUGUUUUUUCAAUCCAUAACAUGAUGAACCAUACAUCACCUUUGUGUUUGCUCAAAAUUCUCUUUCUGCUUAAUUCGCAAAUGUUUUUAAUUAAGCCUUGACAUUGUUGUAGCUCCUCUGUUACUUACUAAUUUGUUGAGCUAUGAUCUGCUGCCAGGUUUGGCAAUCGUAAUACCCAGAAAUUGAUGGAAGACACGUCCUUAGAAGAAAUGAGGGACUUUGGAUUUGAUUAUGGGGCAUAAAUU